This is a messenger RNA of Besnoitia besnoiti, 1143 nucleotides long. RefSeq names its product putative ubiquinol cytochrome c oxidoreductase. Lineage: Eukaryota; Apicomplexa; Conoidasida; Eucoccidiorida; Sarcocystidae. Gene Ontology annotation, molecular function: 2 iron, 2 sulfur cluster binding; quinol-cytochrome-c reductase activity. The transcript has 5 exons. The record is from RefSeq and is a predicted model, not a curated record. Gene Ontology annotation, biological process: mitochondrial electron transport, ubiquinol to cytochrome c. Gene Ontology annotation, cellular component: membrane. The coding region runs from base 1 to 1143 and encodes 380 amino acids.
AUGGCUCCCGCUUCCGCGCCGCUCCUCUUUUCCGCCAAGUCCAGUGUGGCUGCGCGGCUCCACGCGUUCUCGGCGCUGCCGCGGGUGUUUGGCGGCGCGUCUGCGCCCGCGUUCCCUGCGCAGGCGCUCCUGGCCCCCGCGGCGCUGCGCCACUUCUCGGUUCACAGCCACAACAUUCGCCCGGACAAGCACGAGCUCCCUGCGUCCGAGGUGCCGCUGUACUACAACCGCUUCGAUCAGGCGGACCAUCCCUCCCUGUGGCAACUCGAGGAGCAGGAGCAGAAGAAACACCUCGACAGGGAAGUCACAGACAUAUCCCAGCUCGUCGAGCCCGUCAGCAGUCCCCACCAAACUGAGGGCUGGUUCAAGCGCCUGCGCUACUGGCACUAUAAGGAAACCGCUGAGCCGACUUUCCCCCGAACCCCCGACCUCUCCAAGGGUGAGCUCGCGUCCGGAGCGACGGUCACGCGCACCAGCGUGUGGCAUGACCCGAACGAGCCCGCAAUUGUCUCGAUUUCGCGCUUCACGCCGGACAACUUCCGCGCGGUGGGUUUCGCGGAGAACGUACCCAACCCCGACUCUACCAACAGCGACGCGCACCCUGACUUCCGCGAGUACCGACUCGGCCCUGGAAGCGUCGACCGCAGGCCGUUUGUGUAUUUCAUGUCUGCCUCCUACUUCUUCAUCACCGCUUCCAUGAUGCGCUCCUUCCUCUGCAAAUGGGUCCACUAUUGGUGGGUUUCCAGGGACAUGCUGGCGGCUGGGACGACGGAAGUCGAUCUGCGCCCGAUUCAGGAGGGCAUGACCGCAGUCUUCAAAUGGCGUGGGAAGCCUGUCUUCGUGCGCCACCGCACUGCAGAGGACAUUGCGCGCGCCCAGGCUGACGACGCUCUCAUCGGCACGAUGAAGGACCCGCAGCUCGACUCUGAGCGCUGCCCGCGUCCCCAGUGGCUGAUAAACAUCGGCGUCUGCACGCAUUUGGGAUGCAUCCCGACCGACGGUGGAAGCUACGGCGGCUGGUUCUGCCCCUGCCACGGUUCGCAUUACGACACCUCAGGUCGCAUUCGUCUGGGCCCGGCGCCGUCCAACCUGGAGCUGCCUCCGACGGUUUUCCUCGACGACCACACUGUGAAGCUGGGCUAG